Salvia hispanica is the source of this 2406-nucleotide messenger RNA. The record is from RefSeq and is a predicted model, not a curated record. Lineage: Eukaryota; Viridiplantae; Streptophyta; Magnoliopsida; Lamiales; Lamiaceae.
CACAAGUAAGAUUCCUAACCAAUUCCAUCUCCUCCCAAAUUUAAGAGACCUUGAUUUGUCAUUUUGUGGUUUCAUGGGAUCGAUUCCAUCGACGUUGGCCAACCUAACAGAGCUAGUUAACCUGGAUCUUUCGAUCAACUUCCUCACCGGCUCGCUAUCUCCCUUGCAUUCCAAAGGGCUCUCUUUUUUGGAUUUAAGCAUGAAUUCAUUGAAUGGCGCCAUUCCUAACCAGUUCCAUCAUCUCACAAAUUUGAGUAACCUUGAUUUGUCACAUUGUGGUUUCAUGGGACCAAUUCCUUCAUUUCAUACUUGCAAGGGUCUUGAAUACGUACAUCUGAACCAUAAUAAUUUGACGGGCUCACUUUCUCACUUGCAUUUUCGAGGUCUUACAAACCUCACCAUUUUAAAUUUAAGCCACAAUUCAUUGAACGGCUCCAUCCCUCCCCAUCUUUUUGCCUUGCCCGUUUAUUAUCUUAGUCUGUCCAACAACCAAUUCAGUGGCCAGCUCGAAGAGUUUCCAAUUGUUAAUUAUAACAUUUCUACGCUAGAUUUGAAGAGAAAUAGGAUAGAAGGUCCUAUUCCUAACUUCAUCUUCGAGCUUCGAAGCAUGGACAGUCUCGACCUUUCAGACAACUUGUUCAAUGGCACUUUUAAGAUGAGUAAGAUUCAAAGUUGCCCUUGGAAACUUAUUCUUUCUAACAACAACUUGUCAAUUGACACAACCAACAUGAGUUCAAGUUCACAUGGACAUAUUUGCUUAAAGUGGUUGCAUCUGUCAUCUUGCAAUUUGUACGAUUUCCCAGACCUUAGAAAUCUAUCCUCUUUGUCUAGUUUAAACCUCUCAAACAAUUAUUUGACAGGGGAUAUUCCUAGUUGGAUUUGGGGAACUGAAAUGUCCAAUUUGGACCUUUCUUUUAAUCUUCUUACAUGUGCUGAAAAGUCUCACUAUGUUAAUAAUGCUUCAUAUGUUACAAGACUAAACUUGCAGUCUAACAAGUUGCAUUGUGCCUUCUCUUCCUUGAUCCCAACCUCUUCAAAGUAUUCCGCUAUCUUGCUCGCAAACAAUAGACUAACCGGAGUCCUUCCAACGUUCAUCUGCAAUGCAUCUUCAUUUAGUGUUCUCGACUUGUCUUACAAUAACUUGAGUGGUACCAUACCUCCUUGCCUAAUCAAAAUUGUGCAUGAAGUGCUCAAUCUUAGGGGAAACAAAAUUAGUGGUGUUAUCCCGGAUCAAUUUUCUAGGAAGUGCCGCCUAAAAACCAUAGAUGUUAGUUACAACAACUUAGGCGGAAAGGUUCCUAAGUCUCUGUCAAAUUGUAAGAAUCUACGGGUGAUGAAUGUUGGAAACAACAACCUUGAGGGUAGUUUCCCUUGUAUGCUGCCGUUGAGGUUGCGCAUCCUUAUCUUGCGCUCCAAUAGAUUCCGAGGAGACUUGAGAUGUAGUAAGAGUUGGCCGAAUCUUCAAAUUCUGGAUAUAUCUUCAAAUCAUUUCAGUGGUCGUCUGAAUUUUCUAAACUUGUCAAGUUUGAGAGGAAUGAUGCUACAGAGUCCUACACAUCUCAGGCUCGACCGCUCUAACUCUACCUUUUUAGGUGCCAAUGGUUACUAUCACAAUGAGGUGACAUUAACCGUCAAAGGAGUUGAGGUGAAGCUCGUGAAGAUUUGGCCUGACUUUACAUGCAUUGAUUUGUCUUCCAAUCAUUUUCAUGGAGAUAUACCAGACGCAAUUGAUCUUGGGUCGCUUGACCUCUCUACAAACAAGCUCACCGGGAGAAUACCGGACGAGCUCACAAAACUCGAUUUCCUUUCAUUCUUGAAUCUGUCUUUCAAUCAUCUCACCGGACCGAUCCCAACCAGUAGCCACUUUCAAACGUUUUCAGCAGAUUCAUUUGAAGGAAACGCGGGGUUAUCUGGAUUCCCACUCAACGGAAGUUUCAAGAACCAUCGUCCCCCUGGUCCAUCACCAUCACAGGAUUCGGAACCAAAAGAUGAGGAGACUGAGUGGGAAUAUGUGUUUGCUGCAUUUGGUUAUGUUGUGGGAAUAGCAAGCGUCGCAUGGACAUUGUUAUGUUGCAGAAGGCUGAGAGAAAGAUACUUUGAGAAAAUAGAAGAGGUUGCUGACAAGAUGUUCUUUGAUCGAGGAAGGAGAAGAAGACAUGAAAGAAGCAUAAGAAUGAGCGAAGAGAGGAGGAAUGGGCUUAGGAGACGUCAUCACCAGUCACCACCAGUGAGGUGAUGUGCGAUUUGGUUUAUGUUUAAUUAGCAUAUGGUGUGGUGUGAACUUUCCUUUUAGCAAUAUGUUUUUCUGUGUGUGUUUCAAUGAACUAUUCAUUGGUCAUACAAACAAAUUGUACUCUCUUUGUCCACUAUUAGAAGUUUUGGUUUGCCAUUUCAGUCCUUCCGCAA